Cavia porcellus (domestic guinea pig) is the source of this 4969-nucleotide messenger RNA. It is a transcript of the gene Pcgf3, whose product is annotated as polycomb group ring finger 3. The transcript has 11 exons. Lineage: Eukaryota; Metazoa; Chordata; Mammalia; Rodentia; Caviidae. The record is from RefSeq and is a predicted model, not a curated record. Gene Ontology annotation, cellular component: PRC1 complex. Bases 386 to 1111 code for a protein of 241 amino acids. Gene Ontology annotation, biological process: regulation of transcription by RNA polymerase II.
GCUGCAUAUUGCGCAUGCUCCAACCGCGGCGCCCCCGACACGGCGCUCGGCUCAGCUCGGGCAUUUCCGCCUCUUUGUUUUAAACUCCGGACGGCUUUUUUCUCCUCCUCUUGGGGGGGACCGGGAGGGAGCGGCGCCCCCUCCCCCUCCCGGCGAGCCCCCGUGUGCGCCCGCUCGCCCGCCGCCCGAGACGCAGGCUUCACCAUGUAGCAGGGACUCCAGCUCUCCCUUGCAGAAAAUGGAAAGAGAGCAAGGGCCAGAAGGAAGGUGCAGAAGUGAACCAGAGAGCAGCGUGAGGAGUAAUCAUCAUAUCUGCAUGGUGGCCUGAAGCCUCCAUGCCACGGCAGGAGGAGAAACACGCAGACAUCCAGAGGAGAAGCCAAAGAUGUUGACCAGAAAGAUAAAGCUCUGGGACAUAAACGCCCACAUCACCUGCCGCUUGUGCAGUGGGUACCUCAUUGACGCCACAACGGUGACCGAGUGCCUGCACACAUUUUGCAGGAGCUGCCUGGUGAAGUACCUAGAGGAGAACAACACCUGCCCCACCUGCAGGAUUGUGAUCCACCAGAGCCACCCGCUACAGUACAUUGGUCAUGACAGAACCAUGCAGGACAUUGUUUACAAGUUGGUGCCAGGCCUCCAGGAAGCGGAGAUGAGGAAACAGAGGGAGUUCUAUCACAAGUUGGGCAUGGAGGUGCCAGGCGACAUUAAGGGGGAGGCAUGCUCUGCAAAACAGCACCUGGAUCCCCGGAAUGGUGAAACCAAAGCAGAUGACAGUUCAAGCAAAGAGACAGCAGAAGAAAGACAGGAAGAAGACAAUGACUACCACAGGAGUGACGAGCAGGUGAGCAUCUGCCUGGAGUGCAACAGCAGCAAACUUCGGGGCCUGAAACGGAAGUGGAUUCGCUGCUCAGCCCAGGCCACUGUGUUGCACCUGAAGAAGUUCAUCGCCAAGAAGCUCAACCUUUCCUCUUUCAAUGAGCUGGACAUCUUAUGCAAUGAGGAAAUCCUGGGCAAGGACCACACCCUCAAGUUUGUGGUGGUCACACGGUGGAGAUUCAAGAAGGCCCCCCUCCUGCUGCACUACAGACCCAAGAUGGACUUGCUGUGAGCCUGCGUUGCAGACUCCGGCCUGCACCCUGCUGCACUUGGCUGUCCACAGUGACUGCACCGUAAAAAUGUUGCCUCUGGGUGCGUGCAGACCAGAUUUCUGAAUAGAGAAUAUUUAUAACUUUUGUAUAAAAGAAUCCACACCCAACAAGACACUACCAGCACGCGUUUACAGAGGAUGAAAACACUUCGCAGUUUUAUGGAGCCAAAUGUGCCCGUCUCUGGCUCCAGCCCACAGGUAGAGGAAUGAGCGCCUGCAGCAGGCGUCCACGCCACCUUCUGGCAUGGAUAGCCUUUGCUUGCUUUCCAGGUCUUGAGAAUCAAGAGUUCAUUUCAGUUUAGUUCCUGGAUUGGGUUUCAUGAUAAGCCUCAAAAAUACUACUUUUAUUGAGUCCUUCCUAAGUUAUUGAAACAUGUUUUCACAGUGAAUGAUAUUUAUGUUGCUAUUAGCUUCCUGAAGACUUAGAAGAUAUGUAAAAAUUUAAUUUAAAAGCGUACCCAAAGAGGCUUGCAUAGUACCAUGACCCAGCCACAGUGUUUGAGUUCCCACUUGCAUGGCACCACCCAGCCCCAGUCUGGCCUUUGUUGUCCCAGGGUUCCCAUCACAAUUCAGGCACACUCAGCAGGGUAGACCAGAAGUGUUUUUGCCAGGUAAGCACUGACCGGCAAGACAGUUCUUGUUUUUUAAAAUGCUUUUAUUAAAAUUGGCACAAAUUGUUUGGUGCCAUUAUUUAAUUUCCUACGUUUUCUUUCCCAUUUUUGUGGUGGUGAGAACGAUGGUGGUGUUUGUUUUGGUGCUUAUCAGAUGGAGGUGUAGCCUGUAGGGAGACCGCCUCCCGACUUGGGGGGACCAAAGUCUCUAGGUUCCUUCCCACGAGGAGAGAUGGCUUGUGCUUUGUGGCCCUGCUUCACAGAAGGCAGCUUUUGAGCUAGGCAGCUGGGACCAGUUCCACCCAGCCCAAGUUGCUUUUUUGGUUACAGGCAAGAUCUUCCCCUCCCAAAUGUGAGAUGUUUUUGUCAAAGGAGAAAAUAAGCUCCGCCAGCGCAGAGACAUUGUUCCCUCAAACCUGAGAGUGGGCCUGCAAGAGCUGGGGCUGCUUUUCACAGCAGCUGCCAUGCUGCCUGGAGGCUGUGGUCUGGUUGAGCCUUGGGCCCACCCUGACCUUCCCUCUUUGGCCCUUGCUAAUGAGCAAGACCAAAGCUGAUCAUUGGUCUGGGUUGCCCCCUCUGGCCCUUCCUGGGUAGAAGAGGAUCUCCAUAUGUUUGAGGGCCAGGUUUUUUGUGUGUUUCCCUUAGUGACUGGAACUUUUUCUUGGAUUUGCUUUGAAAGCUGUGUUUGGGCUUGUCAGCAUCCAGUUCCAUUUGUUUUCUUCUGCUUCCUGUUUCACGUACACAAAAUGUCAGAAGUAGUGGCCAGUGAGACCUAAGGUCAAUCAUGAGGAAAGAUCCGUUAGCUUGUUCAGGCAAGCUUUGAUGCAAGGCCUUUCUAAAAUGAACACAAGCCUUGGUUAGAAGUUGGUCAAAACUCACCUCUUUGUUCAAGCCCAGGACUGUGUGGAUUAUUCCAUUUCCUGAGCUGGCUAUUCAUCCAAAUCGUUUCUAGAGUUACUACACAAGGAUUUAUGAGUAAAUAUUACCUGUCUACCUCAAACCACAUGUACUGCUGAAGCAUUCUGUAAAACCACAUUAUCACAAUGCAGUUUUAAGUGUAACAUUAGAAUUUAGGUAUUUUCCUGUGUGGUGAAACUAAAGAAGGAUUAAACAGUUUGAGCCUCCAAAUUCGAAUAAAGUUAAUUCACCUUUAUAGCAAACUUAAUAUUGCUGUAUAAUCUCAUAUUUGUAACUUUGUAGCUACCUUUGGAGUCACUUGACUUGCUAUGGUGCUAAGUUGAUAGAUUUCAAUGUGCAGCAAGGUGGGAUAUCGUAUCCAGCCCAGUUUCUGGCCAGGUGCCACCCACCCUAAGCAACCCAGCUUCUGUCACCAUUACCCUGAUCAAACCUCAGCAGCAAAAGUACCUAUUUUUCUAAGAUUCCACCAUGCGACUGUCUUCACUGCAGGACCAUCCUGGCACCCUCUGCCUGUGGUCUGAUUUGUAGCCUUACCUAGUUCAGAGCCAGGAGUGGAGGAACCUGCAUCUGUGGACGCUCUGGAUGGUCCGUUUCAUUCCUGUCAAGCUCUCAUUUGACAUCAAAGGCUGCAUUUUACUUUUUCCAGCAUGAACACCAGGAUCAGUUAUUGAUUGGUCCUGUAAGUUUUCUUAGCAGAUGGAGUUGCUGUGAAGUUGUUUUCACCACUGUUGUGCUGGUAAAGCCAAGGCUGUCAGAUGGGCCCUGCACACCUCCGGCAGCGGCGGGACCAGGCUCUCCCGCACGUGGUCUCGCUGGACACCGUUUUCACAAAAAAUAGAAAACUCAGAAUAUAUAAUAUUGAAUUUAAGAUUUGGGGGGUUUAAAAAGAAAACUUAACUUUAUAAAAUUAUUUAUUCUAUUUUAAGCCUUCUAUCAUAUAUUCCCAUCCAGUUGUUUGGUUUUGGUGGUCCAGCUUUAUUUACAGGCAUAUAAGAUGAAAUUGUAAGAUGUUUUGCAAGCUUCUUUUACUUUGAGUAGGCUUUAAUUCAUAUGUUUUUAUAGGGAUGAAGAGCAUUUUUAUGCUUUUGUGCAAUAGAUUCCAACAUGCAUUAUUAGGUGUGUUUAAAUUGUGAUGUAGCAUCGAUUCUGCUAAACAGAAAGGGAAUAUAGGUGGAAUUUCAAAAUAUAUGCAUUUGCCUGUUUGGCUUUUCUUUUUCAUUGUUGCUCUAUGAAUGCUGUUACUGGGAUCGUGCAUGCGUGUGUGCGUGCGUGCGUGUGUGUGUGUGUGUGUGUGUGUGUGUGUGUGUGUAUGGGGGGGGGGGGCGUGUGAAUACCUGCCAGCAAUAUUCAAGAACAAGUGCCACUGCAGCCCAUUGGACCCUAGGCCCACUGUUCUGGUGCUGGGAUCAAGUGGCCUCAGCCUGCAGUCUUGAUGGUGCUGCUUUCCUGGCCUGCCAGCCCCUGAGGCCUGUGCUUGGCAUUCAGUGUCUUUUUGUCUCUGGAGGCGUGCAGUAUGGCGUUUCACAGUGAUCUGAAAUGGGUCCCCCAAUUGAAUGACCUAGGAAUGAGCCAGCUGAUUUCUACAUUGUACGUAAAUACUUAAUGUGAUCUCAAAACAUUCAAAAUAAAUUUAGUGCAAAUAGCUAAAUCUCAAAAGAAUCCAGUUUAUCUGUUUCCUCAGGAAAUCAUUUAAGCCCUAUCACAUCACAUGUGACCUUAACAUGAAAAUAAAUGUGUUUCUCUGCCUUCAUACUUAAAUAUACUAAGGAAGUCACUGGGAUAAGUAGAGUAAAAAAUCAUCCUUAAAUUACAUUAUAAUCUUUACACAUAUUGUGCCCCUCGGGAAUGGCUGAGGGGCCAUGGCCGCCUCUCCGAGUGUUACUGUCCCAUCCCUGAGUACACUGAAGAGUGAGCUGAGGCGUGUGUCCCUGAGGUGCAUGCAGCAUUGGUGUGAGUGUCCAUUCCAGUAACUCAGAUGGGUAUUAGUGAUAUAGGUCGGGGACAGUAGCUCAGCCUGAGCCUUCACCCACGGCACAUGGAAGCUAAUGAAAGCUAUCACAGUGUAUGGAAAUGAUAAUGCAGAUACAUAUUUUUGACUGUUUAAUUUGAAAGUUUACAUUUUUUAUGCUUUGUGUUGGUGUGUAAUUUUUGUAUCAUCGGUGACUAGUUUUUUGUCUAAAAUCUUUUUUGAAAUAUUGCUUAAUGUUUUGAUUUCAUGAUAGUGAAGCUUGUAUUCAGUGUUUUGCCAAUUAAUAUUAUAUGCUUGUAAUAAAAGCAGAAGAAAAAAUUC